Messenger RNA from Salvelinus sp. IW2-2015, 1083 nucleotides. The record is from RefSeq and is a predicted model, not a curated record. NCBI's taxonomy places the organism in Eukaryota, Metazoa, Chordata, Actinopteri, Salmoniformes, Salmonidae.
ACUCACUGCUGCUCUGACUGUGGGAAGAGAUUCACCUCAUCAGGCAUUAAAAUUCAUCAGAGAACACACACAGAAGAAAAGCCUUAUAGCUGUGUUCAAUGUGGGAGGAGUUUUGGUCAAUCUAGCCAGCUGACUAAACACCAGAGAAUACACACAGGAGAGAAACCUUAUAGCUGUGUUCAAUGUGGGAAGAGUUUUUGUCAAUCUGGCCAGUUGACACAACACCAGAGAAUACACACAGGAGAGAAAUCUUAUAGCUGUGAUCAAUGUGGGAAGAGUUUUGGUAGAUCUGGAGAGCUGACAGUGCACCAGAAAACACACACAGGAGAGAAAUCGUAUAGCUGUGGUCAAUGUGGGAAGAGUUUUCCACCCAUGCCACAUCUGACUCUACACCAGAGAACACACACAGGAGAGAAACCUUAUAGCUGUGGUCAAUGUGGGAAGAGUUUUGGUCAAUCUUGUCACUUGACUCAACACCAGAGAACACACACAGGAGAGAAAUCGUAUAGCUGUGAUCAAUGUGGGAAGACUUUUGGUCGAUCUGGAGAGCUGACAGUGCACCAGAGAAUACACACAGGAGAGAAACCUUAUAGCUGUGAUCAAUGUGGGAAGAGAUGUACUACAUCUGGCUCUCUGACUCUACACCAGAGAACACAUACAGGGGAGAAACCUUAUAGCUGUGUUCAAUGUGGGAAGAGUUUUACUACAUCUGGCAAUCUGACUCUACACCAGAGAACACACACAGGAGAGAAACCUUAUAGCUGUGGUCAAUGUGGGAAGAGUUUUGGUGGAUCUGGAGAGCUGACAGUGCACCAGAGAAUACACACAGGAGUGAAACCUUAUAGCUGUGGUCAAUGUGGGAAGAGUUUUGGUCGAUCUGGCCAUCUGGUAUCACACCAGAGAACACACACAGGAGAGAAAUCUUACAGCUGUGAUCAAUGUGGGAAGAGAUUUGGUCAAUCUGGAGAGCUUACAGUGCACCAGAGAACACACACAGGAGAGAAACCUUAUAGCUGUGAUCAGUGUGACAAUAGAUACUCUGAUAAAAGAUCUCUGAUCAAACAUCAGAAAAUGCAUACAUGA